This is a messenger RNA of Nicrophorus vespilloides, 545 nucleotides long. RefSeq lists its product as uncharacterized. NCBI's taxonomy places the organism in Eukaryota, Metazoa, Arthropoda, Insecta, Coleoptera, Silphidae. The record is from RefSeq and is a predicted model, not a curated record. The transcript has 2 exons. Bases 35 to 466 code for a protein of 143 amino acids.
CAAAAGUAUUUGGUUCGGUCACGAGGAAAGUGCGAUGCUCGUGUUUUUUUCAGUUCUCGUCAUAGCAGUUUAUCCCAUUCUCGCUACAGAAUGCAAUGGACAAGCGACAUGCGUCAGCCUGACAGACUGCAACCACUACGUGGAUUUUCUGGGUACGAUGCAGAAACCGCUGAAGGCGUCCGUCGUGCACUUCCUUCGGUCGCAGCAUUGCGGCUUUCGAAAUGGUUAUCCACGCGUCUGCUGCGCUCCGAUGCCCAAAGGUUUAAAGAUAUUCGAUGAUGCCAAAGUUGGACCAUCUUUUGAUGUUGUCGUUUCAACGGCACCGCCGAACGCCAUGCCCGUUCCGCACUUCCAGAGGAAACGAAAGAAACAUAAGAAAUUCUACUCCAAGUCGGAGGACCUUUUGGACUUCGAUCUGUUCCGAAGACGUCGUUCACCCAACGGCGUCAACGUCGAGAUCAGAUAACGCAAUACAUUUAUAAUUUCAUAACAUUUUUUUAAUGGUUGUUGUUGAUGGAUAUGUUGAUAGAAAAAAUAAAGGACGA